Molecule: messenger RNA, 5230 nt
Organism: Phycodurus eques (leafy seadragon)
Lineage: Eukaryota; Metazoa; Chordata; Actinopteri; Syngnathiformes; Syngnathidae
Gene: sall2
Product: spalt-like transcription factor 2
Exons: 3
Coding region: 846-4601 (1251 amino acids)
Biological process (GO): regulation of transcription by RNA polymerase II
Cellular component (GO): nucleus
Molecular function (GO): DNA-binding transcription factor activity, RNA polymerase II-specific; RNA polymerase II cis-regulatory region sequence-specific DNA binding
Source: RefSeq, a predicted model, not a curated record
UUUUACCGAAUACGGAUUGCGCAAGAAACGCGUUUCUGUUUGACUUGCACAACCGUUUGAUGUCGCCUAGUGCGAUCAUAUAAUCUGCCUCCGAGGACUUGAGUCGUUUUGGACCAAAACAAAUAAAAUUAAAAUAAAUGCACAGUUUGCCAUUCGUCAAAGUCACAUCAAUGACGCUAUUUGUGAACAAUUUCACCUCUCCACGUGUUAAAAAUGUCGGCGUGAGGUUGAAAAGGGAGCAUUGUGCGCGGCCUCACUGGCAUCAUGUGUCGGCGGAGGCGAUGCUCCCUCAACGCCAUUGUUGCAAAUUCCUUGUUUACCAGAUUGCGCCUGAGCAAGUGGUUAACCUGUGCGAAAACUAGCAGUGGAAUUCCAAGGCUUGUUUGUGUGCAUCCAUUUUAUACACACACGUUGCUUUUGUUUGUUGGCCGUCUGGAUCAUCCGGGAUGAGAACCGACUAAAGAGAGGGUGCGGAGUCUUAGCUCGCCAUCUGAAUGCCAAGUAGUAAAUGAACAAGUGACCAUUUGGUAGGCAAGUCAUUUCUAUUCAACCCAGAUUCUCCCUUGUGCUCGUCAUCUCUCUUUACUCAAAGCACCCAGCUGGAUCACAUUGUCCACUAACCUCCCAAGGCCUUCCAGACGGAGUUUCUAUGUUCACAGGAUCCAGAAUCUUCACUCUCCUCAAACCAGUCCCUCCACCAGCCGCUGAAAUAUCAGCACUCCUCCCAAACUCUUGACUACCCGUACCGUCUUCUCCAAAUCUACAUCUCACCUGCCCUUGGAUUCUUGGUUUGCAAUCCCAAGUCUUCUGCAGGUGUCCUCCUACACCCUUGUAGGGGCGCACCCAUGGCCUCUCCCAAAUUGGGCCUGUCAGCCACUACCACCUCCUCGUCUUCAUCAUCUUCUUCAUCCAUGUGUCCUCCACAUCCUGGAAGCCCCAGCCGGGUGCCCGAGGGUCCUCCAAGUCCUGUUACUCCGACACCUAGUCCAGGAGUGGCAUCCACCUCAGCUGCUCCCACUCGGGCCCAAUUGAGUCUGACUGUGAUAUUAGAGGAGCUGCGGGUGCUUCAGCAAAGGCAGAUUAACCAGAUGCAAAUAACAGAGGAGAUCUGCAGACAGGUACUACGUCUGGGUGGGGCAUCUUACUCUAUAGAUAUGCCUUCCCAGCAUCUUCUCCCACCCCUACCUCAACUCUGUCUGGAAGACAAAAGGGCGAGCAGCCCAACUACCCAAACGACCGCAACCCAGCCUUCCACAUCCGUCGCUCCUCUUCUGGCAUGCUUUUCAACCUUACUUCCCUCUCAGGUGGCCAACAAACCUUCAAAAUCAAGCAAUGCCUUGUCUCAAAUCCUGCAAACAUGCAAGCCCCAGAUGGAAGGCGCAGGCGGGAAUGCAGGGCCAAAUAGUUACGUGAGAGUGAGCACACACUCUUCAGGCCAUUCCUCAUCUUCAACUGCUGCCAUGACUUCCUCCACUUAUCCACUUGCUUUAUCCUUGGCUCUACCUAACCACUAUUUUAAUGAGAAAUCUCCAAAUGAUAUCUCAAUGAGUGAGCACUGUGGCAAGUCCUAUUUAAAUGCGGCCCUGUCGUCAGUAUCCCCAAAUGCACAAUAUGCUUUGCAAUCUCUCUCUGGAGGGGUAAACCCUUCAUCUACCUCUUCCUCCAGCAGUACUAGCCGGCUCCAGCAUGCCUGCCGUUUUUGUGGAAAGAUCUUCAAUGGGGACUCAGCCCUGCAGAUACAUCUGCGUUCACAUACCGGGGAGCGGCCCUAUCAGUGUCCUGUGUGUCUCAGUCGCUUCACCACCAGAGGCAACCUCAAAGUGCAUUUCUUACGCCACCGUGAGCAAAACCCAGAGCUUUCGCUUUCACUCCUUCCACCAUCUUUGUUUGGAGUGGCUUUGCGGGCACCUGGGUCCACAGAUAUGGGUCAAACUAGUGGCAGUGGUUGUAACACUAGUGCUUUGAAGAUGUCAGAAAAGAAGCCAAAAGGCAGAACUGAGAAUGAAGUCUAUGGAAAUGAUUUGGAGCUCAACGGUACCAAUAGUGGGUUCCCUCUUGGGGCAUCAGGGGGUUCCACCCCUUGUACACUACCACUGCCUCCAAGUGUAGAUCUGGCCUUGAUUUCACAUUCCUUGCUUCAACUUAAUAGGGCAGCAGCUGUAGCUGCUGCAGUCUCCAUUGCCUCUGGCUCGUCUUACUCAUCCCCCUCCACCUCCUCAGCCCCCUCUUCUUCACUAGCCACCUCCUUACUUUCAAAUCCAACGUUAUCGUCAUCGUCUGCAAUCACAGGAUUGCUCAAGGGUACAAAAAACUCAAAUCACGCUGAUGAAAACAGCCCCCCUCAAGCUCCCAUACUUUCUCCUGCAGCAGCUUACUCCCAGUUAGCCGACCUGCCUAAGCUUCUUUUCCCAUCUGGCUCCUCCAGCUCUCCCUCAAGUGUCACACACUCAACACUGCAUCCAGCUUUGGGGAUGCUCUGCAAGCCGUUACCCUCAAAUACAGGUUCCCACCGACCAGCUUCUUCCAGCUUUUCACAGAUCACUUUCCCUUUCUCUCCCUUUCAUAAACCUGCUACAACCAUACCGUCCUCAAUAGCUAUCUCUACACCUACAUCUGAAACCUCCAAGCUGCAAAGGCUCGUGGAGAAGCUGGAAAAGAGACCUUCUCAGUCAACCUCUUCAUGGACUUCCACCUCCACAAUGGAGGUGCAAUCAAGCAAUACCACAGCCUCUCCUGCAAGUUCAGUUAAUGGUAAUUUCAUAAACACCAGCACUUCUACUACAUAUAUGAUGGCAGCUCCACCCUCCUCUACUCCUGUCUCCACAUCUGUUUCAAAGUUCACCUGUCAGAUGGUUGCUGCCCUUGGUAUGGGUGUCAAUAAUGCAAGUGCCAUUGCAGGGGGGUUGCUACCAGCACUGAGCAUUACAGGUACAGCCAAUAACUUGGCAACCAAUCAAUGUGGUGUGUGUCUUCGGGUUCUGAGUUGCCCCAGAGCACUGCGCUUACACCAAGCCACGCAUCUUGGAGAACGCCCUUUCCCGUGCAAGUUGUGUGGAAGAUCCUUCUCAACCAAAGGCAGCCUUCGAUCACAUCUGGCAACACAUCAUGCUCGACCGCCCAACGCUCGUGUCCACAACUCUUGCCCGCUGUGCCAACGUAAAUUCACCAAUGCUCUUGUACUUCAACACCAUAUUCGUAUGCACCUUGGUGGUCAACUGCCCCCAGUAGGCAUUGACAAUUCUACCUGUGAGAUGGUAUCGGAAUCUAAUGCUAAAUCUUUGUCACAAUCUGAAUCCAGCUCUAGUGAACAAAACACUGCCCCUGGUAAAACACCUCAACCCAGCAACAUAAAGAGCCUGUCCCCGAAUUCACAACAUCAAAAUGUAGAAACUGACUCAUGUCCUAUUUCUGACAGUAAACCUGUUGAAUACACUGCAACUACUAACAAAUCUGGCUCCUCUAGCCCAGACAUCAACCCCCCCAAUGAUCUUAGUCCCGAUCCCUUCAUGAAUAACAUAACGCAAGCUCCACCGUCAACCACUGAUGACUCGCCUUUUCUUUGUGCAAGUGCGCCCCUGCCAUUCACCCAGCAAACUGAAUUUGAAGAGUUUUCCAUUGUUGACAGUGAUGACCAAAUUGAGCAACCUGCCAGGAAUCAGUUCUCCAAACCAACCUCACCUGUUAGUCAAACCAGUGCAUUGCAUAAUGUUAUGGCCAUGGACUGUGAGGAAACUUCUUCUUUAGUCGAUCCAUCCAUUGUCCCCAGAUCAAACCACCAGGAUCUACAAAGCACACCUGCAAAUUGUGCCCCCUUUGAUUAUAGCUGUUCAAGUACAAUUUCUUCUUCAACACAGAAUCAAAAUGUUACUACGGCUGCAGACACUCCAGCCCUGGAAUCAGGCUCAGUCUCCUCCAGGGUCCAAACACCUGAACCCACACAAGAGGACAGAGAUCAGUUUUGUACUCCAACAAUCCCAACACAAGCAAAAGUUCCUGAGGAAUACCCCAAAAUGAUGUCAGCCUCAGAAAGUGCAGACAGUAGUCAAGGAAGUGAUGUGCAUAGGGCUUCCACUUUCACAAGGCAGGCAGGCCAGAACUUUAAUUUUGACUCAUAUGAGAAAGAUGACCACAUAGAGAAUAUGAAUAAGAUUAUUGGAUCUACUCCAAGUGAACCACCAGAGAUUUCUGUUCCUCUCAGCCUAGCCCCAACUCUCCCAUCUCCAAUAGCUCGACCCGAGAAGAAGACCUAUUGCUGUGCUGAAUGUGGAAAAGCGUAUGCUAGUCGCAGCGGACUAAAGGGGCAUAUGAAGCACCAUGGUGUAGUAACCAAAGCGACCCGUCCUUUAGCCCGCAGUAGUCGUUCAUGUGCUGACCAACCUCAGUCAACUACAUCAAAAGGUUCCUUGACUAUUCCGGCGCCCACAAGUGCAGCAGGUUUUUGGAACCAAUACCAAGCCUUCCUCAACACCAGUCCUGGGUCAACUGAUGAUUCUGCUCCUGCCAGCCAAGAAAUAAAUGAGUAUGCAAAAUCUCCUUUGCAAUCUGAGCUGGAUAAGACUGUUCCCAAUGAAGUGGCAGAUGAAUUCAGUUCAGGGUCAUAACUUGACUCUGUUUGAAUGGCUGAAUAGCGCAUCCUUACUGCAUUUCAUGUAGCCUGUCAGUUUGAUAGUUACAGUAAUGAUAUGUUUGUACGUGAACUUGUGAGUCAAUGAGUUUUGGUCUUAUUGCAAAAACAGACAUACUGUAUAUCACACAAAUUAAAAUAUUCAAGUAAAUCUGUUGUUAGUAAUUGCUGUGACGGGACUGUUGUUGACUAACUAAGCAUAUAAAUGUUGUACGUCAGAUCUGGUUUUGUUUUCCACUGGACACUGAAAGGUAAUGUCUACCUCAGGUAUGGUAUUCAAACCUGACCUAUUACCAAGAGGCUCAAACAAAAGAGACUUCCUUCAGAAAUAAUUUCACUUCGCAAUAACAAACCAGACCAACAGUAUGCAUUUCUGUCUGGAGUAUUGUGUCAUUUGGUCCCUAUGUUCUGAUUCAUAUCCAGUACAAUAAUGCAUUGUGAAGUAACCAGAAGCACAGCUGCAGUGUUUGUGAAUCUACUGAGGACAAGAACAAUAUGAAUGUUGUUUGGUGCAAAAGUAACCUGUGGCAUAAGCCACUAAAACUAUAUAAAGUUCAUGUUUGAUGUGAUCUGGACAUUCAUUAUCUCUGUAUUAAAAAAAUUAGA